AUGCGCACUACCUUGUCCGUAUGGAAUGUCACCAGCCCGCGAAGUUGGCAUGAUGCUGCGUUGACGACUAGGACCAAGACUGUUCAGGCAGUGACCACGGCCUCCUGGGCCCUGUCAAACCUUCUCGCUGAGAGCCCGGAGGCGAUAGAGCAUGUGUGCUCUAUUGGUGGGAUGAGCACGGCCGUUGCACUCUUGAAGAGUUCAGUGUCCUGCCAUGAGCAUGCCUGCCAGUACCUGUCGCCGCCUCAAACUCUUGGCGUUGCGCAGCUGGGCCGAGUGGAAGCGAGCAUCCGUGCUGCUGGGAAGCCGGGGGUUUUGAAGGCUGCUAGGGUUACCGGAUCUGUUUCUUUGGAAGGCAUAGGUGGGCUGCCUAAAGUGGAAGUUCCCUCCAGACUGAAGUACGGAUCUCAGGUCCAUGGCGAAACCUUCGAAUCCCACCACAAGAAUCAACAUCGUCAUGUUCAUGCUCACCAACACAGCUGCCACCAACUGCCCCAGGAUCGUGACCAUCACUACGAACUCAUUGCCGCCAGCCUCACAUGCAGAAAUGACGUCACCAUGUUUUGA
Molecule: messenger RNA, 567 nt
Organism: Symbiodinium sp. CCMP2592
Lineage: Eukaryota; Dinophyceae; Suessiales; Symbiodiniaceae
Source: the annotation of a GenBank genome assembly